Molecule: messenger RNA, 222 nt
Organism: Psilocybe cubensis
Lineage: Eukaryota; Fungi; Basidiomycota; Agaricomycetes; Agaricales; Agrocybaceae
Exons: 4
Coding region: 1-222 (73 amino acids)
Molecular function (GO): DNA binding
Source: RefSeq, a predicted model, not a curated record
AUGGCCCCCAACCCUCAAUGUGCUGCCCUCGCUGCUGCUAAGGAGAAGAAGGGAUAUUCAUAUGGACAGAUCGCCAGCGGCAUCGGCGCUUCUGAGCAGCGCGUAAUCGAUAUCGUUACUGGCGCUGCUAAGCCCACCGAAGCCGAAUUCAAUGCCAUCGCUAAUGUUCUCGGAGUCUCUUCAAGUGCUGUUCCUCACACUGGCGUCCACUCCACCGCUUAA